This is a messenger RNA of Mytilus californianus (California mussel), 942 nucleotides long. RefSeq names its product microfibril-associated glycoprotein 4-like. The record is from RefSeq and is a predicted model, not a curated record. Bases 30 to 884 code for a protein of 284 amino acids. NCBI's taxonomy places the organism in Eukaryota, Metazoa, Mollusca, Bivalvia, Mytilida, Mytilidae. The transcript is spliced from 6 exons.
GUUACGAAUCAGUUCCCUCAGAUAGCAUAAUGACUAUAUGGUCUGUGUUGUUAUUAGUAUUGGCUGUUACUAAUUCAUUAGCAGAUUUCAACUUUGGGAAGGAAUGUCCGUCUGGUGUGACCUUUCACGGUAAGAAUGCCGACAAAGUGGUAGAACUUCUCUCCAAUGGAUGUGGAAAAGAUAAGGAGUGUGAUUGCGACAAUGAAGACUCGGAGGGAGAACAAGAAGGAACAUGUACAGUCAAGAAACCAUCUGACUGUAGUGACUUGGACAAAUCGAUGUGUAAAAGUGGAAUUUACAAGAUUUAUCCUGACAGGACUUCCGGUUUCAACGUUUUCUGUGAAAUGGAGAAGAAUGGUGGCGGUUGGACGGUGAUCCAGCGCAGAAUGAAUGGCCACAUCAAUUUCUAUAGAGACUGGGAAGCAUAUAAACGUGGAUUUGGUAACAUGAAAGGAGAACACUGGUUAGGAAAUGAACACUUGCAUCAGCUGACUUCACAAGGAAAAUACAUGCUUAGGGUAGACAUGUCAGACUUUGUAAACAGUAAGAGACAUGCUGUUUAUAGCAAAUUCUCAGUUGGAAGUGAAAGUUCAGGAUAUAAAUUAGACAUCACUGGCUACUCUGGAGAUACAGGUGAUUCUAUGAAGAGGUACCAAAAUGGGAACAGAUUUUCAACGAUGGAUAAAGACCUUGACACAUCUGGCGAAAACUGUGCUGAGAAGUAUAAGGGUGGGUGGUGGUAUGGUGCAUGCCACGAGAGCAACUUAAAUGGCCUCUAUCAUAAAGGAAGCCACACAACGUUUGCUGAUGGUGUAAACUGGAAACAAUGGAAGGGUUACAACUACUCAUUAAAGACAACAACCAUGAUGAUCCGAAAAGCAUAAAUGGAUGGACCUAAUUACUGAAAAAUACAUUAAGCAAAUGAUUAUCUGUUUUGUUGUU